Porites evermanni is the source of this 4843-nucleotide messenger RNA. The record is from the annotation of a GenBank genome assembly. Lineage: Eukaryota; Metazoa; Cnidaria; Anthozoa; Scleractinia; Poritidae.
AUGAUUUCCUCUUCAGCCUCGACGCUUUCCACUUUUGCUUGGGGAAUGGUACUGGGAGUUUUAACUAUGUUCAUAUUUGAACACUAUAAUUACAUGCAGUUUAUGCACGAGUACAUCGAAACUGGGCACACCGCAAAAAUAGCUACUCAGAGAAACGUCAGCAAGUAUAAGACUAACGCGUAUUAUCGUCCUCCCGAACCAAAAAGAUUCAGCAUUCAACGAGAGGAGAGAGGUUAUUUGACCCCUGAAGUUAACAAGACACGAAUCUUAUGUUGGAUAAUGACAACUCCAGACAACAUACCUAAAAGAGCAAAAUCAGUCAAAGAUACGUGGGGAAAGCGCUGCGACACCCUUCUGUUUUUCAGCUCAAAAGAGGAUCUCAAUUUCCCCGCCAUUGGGCUUAAUGUUGAAGAGGGGCGUGAAAAGUUGUUUGACAAAACUAGAGCAUCACUGGAGUAUAUUUAUAACCACCAUCUCAACGAUGCUGAUUGGUUCUUUAAAGCGGACGAUGACACUUACGCCAUCAUUGAAAAUCUUCGUUCUUAUCUAUCCAAAUUGAAUACCUCGGAACCUCAUUACCUUGGCAGAAUUUUAACUCACGAGGGUGUGUACAACAGUGGCGCAGGAUACGUUUUUAGUCGUGAAACACUGCGAAGGUUUAAAAAAGCACUGGGUGAACCAAGCUGCCCACAACACCACCCUUUUGAGGACGUAGCAGUCGGACAAUGCCUCAGGGCACAGGGUGUCGUGCCCGUUAGAACCACAGAUUCCAGCGGCAAUGAAACUUUUAUGGCAUUUCCACUUGAGUGGCAUUUGAUCCCCAUUACGUUUCCAGGGUGGUACCCGAAAUUCUAUAAAGAGGGCGCUGAAAACUGCUCGGAAUACCCAUAUGUUUUUCAUGCAGUUAAACCAGAAAUAAUGUAUCAGAUGGAAUACUUAAUCUAUCGUGUGAAAGUCUGGCCCAAAAGGAGUAAAUCAAGUACUAGCAUGUAUGAAACUAGCCAUUCAAAACAAGCAAAGUAGGUGGACUACCCUCAUGAAAUUAGCCUGUGAUACUCAAUGUUUAAAUUAAAAUCGGCUCAGGAUUUCCUUCUGUGACAAUGGCGUGACAUGUUGUGCUAAGCUCGAGACAACAGGAAAUCCCAGAGCACAAUAUUAUCCAAAACUGUAACAAGGCUUCAAUAUUUAUGCAACCUUAGACAAUUUCAAGUUUUAAAUGGUCAUGAAAUUCGACGAAUUUUCGACGAAUUUUGAUUUUAUCGCGGUUUUCGUGAAAGUAGCCUUUAGUUACAAAUUGUAAAAAGAGGUCAGCGGCAUUGUGUUUUACGUACCCUAAUACGUUUACUUUCCUGUUUUUCAGGUCUACUUUCUCCUAGUGGUUUGGAGAUAGUUAAAUUAAGAAUGAGUGGGAAAACAUUUCUAGAAACAUACAUCAAUUAGCAAAUUUGCUUGUAUUAAGUCCAGUAUUCAGUUUACGCAUAAAAUAUAGCCUUCAUGUAGAAAUUCCACGAUAUCUUGAAAUUCCACUCACAUAUUUUUGUGAAACUUGGCACAGCAGAAGGCAAGCAGCCAAAAUUUACAUAGCGUAGAGCAUUUCCAGAGAAAAUGGGAAUAUCGACUGCAAUUUGAUUAAGAGCAAUAACCAUUGUGACGUCAUCGUCACGUGAUAUUCAUUCCAAUCGCGAAAAAAUAACAUCAUAAUCAAGUUCAGUCUAUGAUUAAUUCAUGUGUUUUAAUGUUUUAAGACCAAGCUGUUGUCGGUACAAGAGGUCCAAAGAUGAAAAGUAUGCCUGCAAAAAUACUGGGUCGAGCCACCUUAAGGUGGCUCCGUCAUUAAAAUAGGCGCAUUGAGCUAUGACGAAGUUUUUGUCAUAACUUUUCUGUUUUUGACGCGAUGGCUCCGAAACUUUGUAAAGAGCAACAGAUAUCUUUCAACAUUAAUAAGAAUUAUUUCGAUUUCAUUGCUAAUAAAUAUUCCUGGGAAAUUACCCUACUGUUUAAAAUCGCGUCUAUUAAAAAUGUUUGCGAAUAUUUUUGACUGAAAUUUCUAUUAUCGGCUUUUAUUGAUAUAAUAAAUAUGCCAGAGAAAUUUCACAGAAAUCUUUGGAGCAGAAGUCAGUUACUAAGAGUCUGUGAAAUUGUUUUGGAAUUCCAAAAAGCAAAUUGCUCUGAGCUACAACGAGCCACCAGUUCGAAUUUUCGGAACAAGUAAUCCCAGCAGGGGCGGAUCUAGGGGGAGGGUGCAGGGGGUGCGCACCCCCCCUCCCCCCUGAGAUGACCUGCGGUUUUCUAAUACAACUAGUAUUCUGCAAAAAAAAUUGUGGCUUAUUGGUGUUGAAGUAGAGCAAGAGACGAGUGCACCCCCUCCUAAAAAAAAUCCUGGAUUCGCAGGACGUGUCUCUUUACGCUCUCUGUUACUGACGAAAGAUUUCAGAAUUUCUAUUGCCUGAUCCUGUAAAAUCCCUCAAGAAAAGCAACGGAGUGCUGAAGAAGCAGCUUGAGGAACCAAAGAGAUAUUUGAAGAACCUGGAGCAAUGAGUUUCAGAGCAAGAAUAUAGUGUGAGAAAUGUCAGUGAUAGCAGUGCUUCGUCCGCCAUCUUGAAUCGAGAAGCCGAAGCGAGCCUUAAGUUCAGUGGCCAUGGGUAUGAUGUUCCCAUGGUCCAGUUAGAAAAAUAGAGGCAUCUCUUACAAACAUCCUAGAACGACUGCUUAAGCUAGAAUCUAUAGCUGAUGAGCUUCAGGAUUAUAGUUACUCGUUCAAAGUUAAACUGCUCGGCGUCCCAGAAUUUAACGGAGAACGGAGAACGCAGUAGAUACAGGGGCACCUAACGACAAUUUUCGGAAAAAUAUCUGUUCGGAAGACGAUUUGAGAUCUAGAAUUUUCGGAACAUUUGUUGUAAAAUUUCUUGCUUGCCUGCUUCUCCUAGGAUUUCGAACAUCUAAAAUAUGGUAUAAUUGCCUAUUUUUAACGGAUUUUUACCCUAAAAAGGUCACCUAGAAUUUUCGGGAGCCUUUUUUCUGGCUGAAAUUUUCGAAAAGGUAAGUUUUGAUCCCUAUAAUUUUCGGAUCACUAGACUUUCAGCUAGGAGAUCCGAACAGAUGAAAAAUUUUUAGGGGAUAAAAAUAUGCCUAUAUCUACCGUUUAAAUACCAAAAUAUGUUUAGCAAUGCUAUGUUUUAGUGGUUUUGAACUAUAUUCUCGUUGGGUGCCCCUGUAGAUACAAGAGAGAAUGAUCUAUUCUCUCUUGGUAGAUACCAGCAGGCUGUGUUAGAUUAUUUAACGCUAUGGGUGUGUCGGUUUCUUUGACGAUGUCGACAUUGCAGACCGCGUCCCCCCUCUAGAUUCAACUCGGGGAGGUCCCAAAUCAAUUGGUAAUGUAUGUAAGCUCACAAGGCGGAUGGCUAGAAAUGAAGUAAUUGUGGCGUGCAGGGAGACCAGUAAGUUCAGCGCGACCGCUAUCGGUUUAGACGAGAACAUAAGCAUGGCGAACGCAAGGGUGGUAGAUCUAGAAUAAAUAUCACUAUGCGUUCUGUUGGGUGAAGAGUGGAUCUAUCCUUCAGCGCAAGUUUGCCGAUUCUUGUCCUAUCAGAGUUAGGAACGUCGAACAUCUCGCCAACCUAACGAGACAAGAGCAGAACAGUAGGUUGAACUCCUCAGCUGAGAUAAGUAGUCAGGAUUAAUACCUUUAUUUCUGAUCAUCUCUACAGUUUAUGUAUAUCUGUUUGAUCAUCUUUGCAAUGUCAUACAGAACUCCAGCAAUGUAAAACAAAAAUCUGCUUCGCGAAUUGCCUUAUUUUGGACAUAAUAUUACUCUGUGCCGUAGGCAAUUAAACAACCUCAUCCGGUUUAAUGAUCUCCCAACCAAAACGUAUCGAGAGCGUUUUCCUAGCCUUCAUGACAUUGAUCUCUUUAAAUCUUGAUGAAAAGACUAACUCUGACGCUGAUAUAGCUUUUGUCAAUUCGAAGAUAAGAUAAACAGUCAAUCAAAAACUCAGCAGUUUUCUUUAGUGCAGCUCAAUAUACGUAGUCUCAGGCACAAUCUUGAAAACUUUCAAACUCAUUUAUUGAACGAGCUUGACUGAGGUUAACUGUCACUUCAAUGUUAUUGGCAUUAGAGAAACGAGAAUUAGAAAUGCUAAUAUUACUUCUAACCCUGCAAUACCUGGGUAUAAUUUUGAAUUUGUGUCAACACCCAUUUCAGCGGGAGGUGUUGGCAUGAAUAUAGACUCUAAUGUAACGUACACUGUGAUCGAAAAGAAUUCAAAUGAUGCAUUUCACUUUUAAAAAAAUUGAAAUUUAUUGCAUGUGUAAUUUUCCAUAGAAUAGGCCAGAAGAUACUGUUUGUUAAUAUGUUAAUUAUAAAACAAGCCUUUCUCGACUAUAAAAAGGUCAUUUUAAAAAUAUAUAAAAAUUGGCAUUUUCGCAAAUGGGUUAACCCACGAUGUUGGUCAAAAAUUUAAAAUUUCUUGGAUGUGUGUUUUUCUAUAGAACAUGCCUCUGUAUACUGUUUGACAAGGUUUUAGAGAAAAAACAAGCCUUUCUACAGUUAAAAAAAAAGUCCUUCUCAAAAAGUCGAAAAAUUUGCAUUUUCGCAAAGGGGUUACUUUUGGUCAAAAAUUUGAAAUUUAUUGCAUGUAUAAUUUUCCAAAGGAUAGGCCAGGAGAUAGUGUUUGAUAAUAUGUUAGGUAUAAACAAGCCUUUCUCGACUAUAAAAAUCUCAUUUUAAAAAACUGGAAAAAUUGGCUUUUUCGCAAAGGGGUUAACCAACGAUUUUACUCAAAAAUUUAAAAUUUGUUGGAUGUGUGUUUUUCUAUAGAACAUGCCUCUAUACACUGUUUGGUAA